CGAAGAGCGGGGACCUCCCCCGCGAGGGGGACGCCAAACGGGAGGCGGUGUUUGGGGGUCGCGCACACGCACAGGGUCACGCAGGCGCACGGCGUUUGCGCACGCGCACAACCCCUCGGCCGCGUAGCUCCGAUCUUGCAAAAACACCUCUCGAGAGGUUGAGCAGCUUGUACAAUGUCGGAAAUGAACGAGCUGUCCGAGCUGUAUGAAGAGAGCAAUGACCUGCAGAUGGAUGUGAUGCUUGGCGAGGGUGACCUUCCGCAGAUGGAGGUAGGCAGCGGGAGCCGGGAGCCAUCCCCGAACGCCUCCCGCAACGGGGCCCAGCCACAGCUCGAGGAGGAAGGCCCAAUGGAGGAGGAGGCGGCCCAGCCAAUGGCGGAGCCGCAGGGGGAACGAGGCCUUGCUAACCGGCCCAGCCCUGGGGAGCAGCCAGGCCUGAUCGCGGGCCCUGACUUCGAGAGCGAGGACGAGGGCGAGGAAUUUGAUGACUGGGAGGACGACUACGAUUAUCCGGAAGAGGAGCAGCUUAGUGGUGCGGGCUACAGAGUAUCAGCGGCCCUUGAAGAAGCCAACAAGAUGUUUCUGAGAACAUCCAGAGCAAGGGAAGCAGCCCUGGAUGGCGGGUUUCAAAUGCAUUAUGAGAAGACCCCGUUUGAUCAGUUGGCUUUUAUCGAAGAGCUUUUUUCACUUAUGGUUGUCAAUCGUCUGACCGAAGAACUCGGCUGUGAUGAGAUUAUUGAUAGAGAGUAAUUAAAUGCUGUUAAAAGAGGAGGAAAAGUUGAGGAGAGACCCAACAUUCCACUGCCUUUUGGGUUCAUUCCAGAUAGUACCGUGCCAAUGAAAAACUUAAUCUUCAAAAAAAGAUUUUUGUCGUUGUUUUGCAGAAUAGAAUAGGGCAGUGACUGCACAGUUAUAAAAAAGAAAAAAUUGUUAAAGAAGAAAAGGCAUUUUAGGACUGUGGAAAUCUGUUUUCAAGAACCUUCCUGAAACACCUGUGGCUUUGACUUUGUUAUUGAUCCAGAUUAUUCUCCUUGCAUUGGGGAAAAUAUCUUUCAUAUUUCACUGUAAGGGAUGGUUUUGCGAGAGUAAGUUAAUGUCAAGACAAACUGCCAAUACAAGAGCCCAAUGAUAUUAAUUACAUGAGAAAAAGUAACUAAUACAUCCAGUUUAGGACACGAGAUGUCUGAGUUAUUUGGACUGAAAACCCACUGAGAGAACUCUGAAGAUUCCACUUUAUGGUCUAUCCAAGCCAAUUAUCAAAGGCUACAUUUUUUUUAGUGUAAAAUAAAUUGGGUGUUCUUCAGUAUCCGAAAAGGAUAAACAAACCCAAAAAGAAAUAUGUAUCAGGUGAAAGACUUUGGUUGAACUUCAUAACAUAAGAACUGUCAAAGGGAACAUGUCAAGUAAAAGGAAAGCCCUGCAUCUAAAAAAAAGACUGAACAAUUAUGCCCUCAAUCUUUAAAGGUUUUAAACCUGCCCAGAAAUCCUCAUCAGUAUCUGAAGUUUCCCUCUGUCUCCUCCUCUAAUGAAGCUUGUUAUUGGUUAUGCACCAGCAUUCGAGAUAAUAAAAUUUCUUGUUCUGUGUA
Molecule: messenger RNA, 1586 nt
Organism: Neofelis nebulosa (Clouded leopard)
Lineage: Eukaryota; Metazoa; Chordata; Mammalia; Carnivora; Felidae
Gene: EID1
Product: EP300 interacting inhibitor of differentiation 1
Exons: 2
Coding region: 175-750 (191 amino acids)
Biological process (GO): negative regulation of DNA-templated transcription
Cellular component (GO): nucleoplasm
Molecular function (GO): transcription corepressor activity
Source: RefSeq, a predicted model, not a curated record